This is a messenger RNA of Eremothecium cymbalariae DBVPG#7215, 1875 nucleotides long. It is a transcript of the gene SCC4, whose product is annotated as cohesin-loading factor complex subunit SCC4. The record is from RefSeq and is a predicted model, not a curated record. Gene Ontology annotation, biological process: mitotic sister chromatid cohesion. The transcript has a single exon. The coding region runs from base 1 to 1875 and encodes 624 amino acids. NCBI's taxonomy places the organism in Eukaryota, Fungi, Ascomycota, Saccharomycetes, Saccharomycetales, Saccharomycetaceae.
AUGGCAAUCGAUCUUCAGAAGCAUCAACGGAGUUUAGUCUAUCAACGUUCUCGGCAGUAUCUUGCUCAUGCCCAUUCUGUUGCAUCUAAGGUACGUUCAGAAACGCAAUUGAGGCAGUAUUAUACGUUAAUCCAAGAAGCAAUCCGAGGAUUUGAAUAUUUGAAAAAUGAAUUGCAGCUGACGAUAGCCCAAGAUCUACAAGUUACUCUUGAUCUCGUUAGAGUUCUUUUAGAUGAGACUCAUGAGGUUGAGUUGGCAGAACAAUAUUUAAAUGGAAUCCGAACGCGGUUGCAGCCAACGACUCUUACCGAUGACAAAUAUUUGGUGGACUUUUAUUUAUUAUAUCAUAUUCCUAUGUUAAAACGGGAUCCAGGGAAUAAGCUAUUGUUAAAGAACUUAGGUCGUUUAAUUGGGACCUUUAACAAGAGUGAUCCAUGGAGGUUGGUGUUUCAAUAUUGUCGGAUUGCGAUCUUGGAUAUGAACAAAUCUUCCCGAAAUAUAUCAAGUAUUACGGCUGAUUAUGCAGAGAUGUUAAAUUCAACAACUAGUUUAGAACCGGGUGCUGAGGGUGAAAUUAAUGGGUUCCUGCUGUGUUCUUAUGUGACAUUUCUCCUUAAUAGAACGUUGCUUGUUAGUAAUGAUGAUUUGGAAAAGUUGAAACUGCUGAAAACGAAAUCAGACAGGAUAUCUGUAAAGAUAAAGAUCUGGGCUAUGCUUCUGGAGUUGUUAAUAGCUAUCUAUCAAGACGAAAAUAUCACAUUGUUGCUGUAUGAUUUUAAAGAGUUUUUUGGCCGCCAUAAAGAGACAUUGAAUACAGGGCGGGAUUCAAUUCUUCUGCAGAUCAAACCUGGGUUGAAGCUCAAGGUAGAAGUUCCUUUCUUUAACUCUGCUGACUGUAAAAAUAUUCUAUUGCUAUUUCAGAGUGUUAGCUAUCUCCCAACUUGUUAUAGUAAAUCAUCCAAUUUUUCAACGAAAUUUCUUCCCAAAGUUUUAAGAACUAGCGAGGAACUAAAACAAAAUGUAGCUCGAAAGGCUUCUCUUAGCAAGCUAUACUCUAUUGGGUCAAUCUACGACCAUAUUAAGGAGUUAUGUCAAUUCUACCAGGCUUGGGAGCAAAUGAUCUUGAAUGGACCAAUAGAGAAUAAUUUGCCGCAAUUAAGAAACUCCGACUAUUAUGAUUUAUUAGAAUCUAUGAAUUCGCAUUUGCUCAUACCUCGGAAAUCCAUUAAACACGUUUAUAACCUUUACGAAUCCCUUCUCAAGUCUAAAGACUCAGAAGUCAGGUUAAUUGCCUUCAUGCAUUGUUUUAUUUUAACUAUUUCGCAAUUAAGUCAAUGUAAUGAAGAACCAGAUCAGUUUUCAAGAUUAAUUCAACAGGCCAAUAAUACUUGGAAUCAAAUAAUCAAGAACAUGGAACAUACCCCAAUGGUUAACAACAACACUUGGCUAUGUACAAUUGCUACUCUUUGGGUGUUAUCAAAAUUCGAACCAUUUAGUAAUCAUCCGUUGCCUAAUGAUAAUGACGAAGAGCGGCAAUUAUACCUAAAGAAGCUAGAAAAUUACUAUACAGCGAAUUCACUAUUAUCAUCAGACCAAUCCGCACAACCUAGUAGUUUUAAGCUUAAAAAAUGUUUGUUACUGCACUUUUUGUUGAAUUUUCUGGGGGGAACCAUAUUUGUUUCUGAUAUUCAAGAGAGGUGCAACUUGUCAGCUUCAUGCUUUCAAAUGUGUAAGCAGCAGCACAUGCCUGUAAUCCGGUAUAUCGGGGGAAUAUGGCAUCUCAUUAAUUGCACUGUCGCAAUGAAAAACAAAGAAGUAGCCGUUACUAGAGCAAAGUUAGACAAUUUAGUUUGUGAGCUUUUGAAGUCCCGAUGA